AUGGAGAAGACAAUCUGGGUCGAGCGCUUCUACGAGCAGGGGCUGCGUUUCAAGGCCAACGCUGACGCCCAGGGAGUCACGAACAUGGAGCUGGACCUGCUCGAGAACAUCGUGCACGACCCGGUGAUGCUCCCCACUGCGGUGAGUCCUGCGACUGAGGGCGUCAUCCGCAACGCCUGCCCGUUCGCUGCGAAGCACCUGGCUCCUAUUCUCAAGGCUUAA
This is a messenger RNA of Phytophthora sojae, 222 nucleotides long. RefSeq lists its product as hypothetical. The transcript is spliced from 2 exons. Bases 1 to 222 code for a protein of 73 amino acids. The record is from RefSeq and is a predicted model, not a curated record. NCBI's taxonomy places the organism in Eukaryota, Oomycota, Peronosporomycetes, Peronosporales, Peronosporaceae.